GGAUCAGGGAUCAGUGGGAUCAGUGGAUCAGGUUUUUGAACUCUCCUUUUUAUCCUACUUAGGUACUCUAGAAUUUGCUAUUGUUGCCGGAAAGCUUUUAAUGUGAUGUCUUUAAGAAAUUCAAAGGUGGGAAGCCAUACAUUCGUGAUUCGAUUAGGUAUAUUAAAUAAAGAGGAAACAAAAAAUUCUGACAAAGGUGAAUCAGAAAAAGAGGAAAUAGGAAAUUCUGACAAUGUUUGUAAGGACUAUGAAAGUGAAACCGAAAUGUUGAAAAAGAAAUUUAUAGUCAAUAAUGAAAAUGAAAUGUCAUAUUUAGUUAGAUUGAAGAUAAUGGGAUAUGUUGGAUUCGAUUUUACAAAUACAGAUUUGUAUAGAAAAAAAAAAGAUUUUAGAGCAGGAUAUUACAUUGAUAUGGAUAUCAACACGAAAACGGAACUAUCCGAAGAUUUUAAAUCAGACAAAGAUGGAAUAUGACGUUUAUAAAAUUUAUAAAAUUUCAUUUUAUUUAUAAUCAAUAAUGUAUAAUUAUACCUAGGUAUUCAAAAUGAAUAAUACGUUUUAAUAUUGUAAU
Messenger RNA from Myzus persicae (green peach aphid), 571 nucleotides. RefSeq lists its product as uncharacterized. The transcript has 8 exons. NCBI's taxonomy places the organism in Eukaryota, Metazoa, Arthropoda, Insecta, Hemiptera, Aphididae. Bases 106 to 474 code for a protein of 122 amino acids. The record is from RefSeq and is a predicted model, not a curated record.